CAGCUGAGAGAGCCCGAGCAGGAAACAGGAGACCGCGAGCGGCCGGGCGUGCGCUCUGCAGAAGCCGGUUCUAAAAACAGCCCUCUCCUAAUAAAGCGAUGGAGCGGCCGGCCUCCCUGUAAACACUCGCGGAUCACAGACCGUCAGCCCCGGCGGGCAGCCCUGAGAUCCGGCCGCAGCUGACCCCAGCAGGCAGCCACUCAGAGCCGCCCCUGCCCCUGCUCUCCCAGGUUCCAAAAGGGAGAGGUUGGCAGAGAGAAAGAGAGAGAAAUCCUUCCUGCGGAUCCCACAAGAUGCCUCGGGUAGAUGCAGACCUCAAACUGGACUUUAAAGAUGUCUUGCUCAGACCUAAGCGAAGCAGCCUCAAAAGCCGAGCCGAGGUAGAUCUUAAAUGCAGCUUCACAUUUCGCAACUCCAAGCAGACCUACUCUGGGAUCCCUAUCAUUGUGUCCAACAUGGAUACAGUUGGUACAUUUGAGAUGGCAGCGGUGAUGACUCAGCAUGCCAUGUUCACAGCAAUUCAUAAGCAUUACACCCUGGAGGACUGGAAGCUGUUUGCCACCAAUCACCCAGAAUGCCUGGAGCAUGUAGCCGUGAGCUCAGGCAGUGGACAGAGUGACCUGGACAGGAUGAGCAGUAUCCUGGAGGCUGUGCCACAGAUUAAAUAUAUUUGUCUGGAUGUGGCCAACGGAUAUUCCGAGCACUUUGUGGAAUUUGUGAAACUUGUCCGAGCCAAAUUCCCAGAACACACCAUAAUGGCAGGUAACGUGGUGACUGGAGAGAUGGUAGAGGAGCUUAUUCUUUCUGGAGCAGACAUCAUCAAAGUGGGAAUUGGACCAGGCUCUGUAUGUACCACUCGCACCAAGACUGGUGUGGGCUACCCUCAGCUGAGUGCUGUUAUUGAAUGUGCUGACUCUGCCCAUGGCCUCAAGGGACACAUUAUCUCUGACGGAGGCUGCACUUGUCCAGGAGAUGUCGCCAAAUCAUUUGGAGCCGGUGCUGACUUCGUCAUGCUGGGAGGGAUGUUCUCAGGUCACACGGAAUGUGCGGGUGAAGUAAUUGAGAGGAAUGGUCAAAAAGUAAAGCUCUUCUAUGGGAUGAGUUCUGAAACGGCAAUGAAGAAACACUCAGGACGAGUUGCUGAAUACAGGGCCUCAGAGGGCAAGACUGUGGAAGUGCCUUUCAAAGGAAAUGUGGAAAACACUAUCCUGGAUAUCCUGGGGGGUCUGAGGUCCACUUGCACCUAUGUUGGUGCCGCCAAGCUCAAAGAGCUCAGUCGGAGGACGACAUUCAUCCGGGUUACCCAGCAGCACAACUCGGUCUUUAGCUAACCUGGGGGACCUAAACCCCAUUCAACUAGAGUGGAAGCUUUGACAUGCAUCUGCUUUGCCCACAGUCUCCCUUCUUGUCUUGUGUAAGAGCUUCCUGGCUUCUCAUGAUGGAAGAUGCCUCCUCUGAGCAGCAGGAGGGCCUUGGGAGUCCAUAACCAGCAUCUCCUGCAGGCAUGUAGCUGGGGAUGGACUUAGUAGCCAAGCCCAGUGCUACAGUAUAGAGUGUUUGCUGCCCUCAACAAACAUUCUCAUUGUUGAAAUCCAUGUGAGACCCUUCCAUUUUUUUUUAAAGAAAAUAGUUUUCACUUUAACAUAAUGCUGUGUCUUCACAAUUGAUGGCUGGAGUCUCCAUUUGCCGGAAUCAAGCCCUGUGGUCACUGUUUGGGGAUUUUUCUGCCUGUCCUCCAGAUGUGGUAAAAGUCAAACUAGCAUUUGCUGGUAUUAGCAGACAGACAGUGCUACUGCCCAGUGGUGGUUGGGCAGGCUCCCCAGGGAGAAGAAGAUCCCAGCAAAGCCAGCUAGGUAGGGUAGUGACCUUGAUCCCCAAGAAAGCACCAAGAUUGUAAGUAUGAGAACAUGAAGCAUAGACUAAGUGAGCUCUGGGCUACUUAUGGGUUUGGUCCCUUAUCUGUGAUCUGUGGUGGCCAGAGGGUCAUUACAUGUGCCUUCUAGGGAUGUCAUAGCUACAUAUUCAUUGAGCCUAUUCUCCUUGUGGAAGGCAGGGGUGGUGUUGGCUUUCCCUCUUUGGACUUCUCUCCUUUCUUCCCCCCUCCCUUUUACCUUCAAAAAACACCUGUUUGGUUGUGUGCUCACAUUAAAUGUACUACAGCCUCUUUUUGUAAAGAUCCUAGUGAAACAUUUGUAAUGAAGAGGCCCAUCAUUGCUAGGGAGGGCAGCUCCCGUUAAUACAGCUCUUUACCAGAAUGUAGGAGUAAGACUCUAAGUUAAGAGACUUCACUUGGACGUGGUAAUGACUGUUUCUCAUGGUGGAUAACAUGUGACUGUAAUGAUGGCUGAUUGACAGAUCACAAUGAUAUGUGGUCCCUAGAGGAAUCUCACAGGAAGUCAUGGUGACAUAGUAACAGAAGGCACACUGGAUGAAUCGAUGCCUGGCUCCUUGUUUCAAAGAGUUACUUGGAUAUCAAUACACUGGGAAGUUUAAGCAACUUAAAACAGCCUUUGUUUUUACUAGACACAAGACAAUAUAGAGAAAUUGAGUCUCUUUAGAGAUGACUGAGGCUUUUGGGAAAAGAGAAUAUGGACAAACUGGGAAGCUUGUGUUUGAUUGCCCAUUGUGAUGUAGGUCAAAGGAAGAGGGCUACCUCUGGUGCUUGACCAUGCAGACUAUCAGGUUCAACCUUACCCUCCACUUAAAGCUAUUUGAAACAUGAGGCAUAGGCUGGAAAAAUGAGAAAUCUUUCCAUGUCUCAGUGACACAUAUCUUGCCAAUACCUUCAAGUCUAGUGGAGGCAGUUUUACCCCUUGCCUCUCCCCAAAAUACAUGAACAUAGCUCUUCAUGCUAUAUAAAGAUAAAUGUGUGAGUUACUGUUGGGAAACAAUGCAACAUCUGGAUAACGUGGGUGGUGUAUGGGGAUUCAGAACUGGAAAAUAACCUUGGAGAUGGUCUAGUCCAACCCUAUCAUUUUACAGGAGAAAACUAAGGCCCAGAGAGACUAUGACUUGCUCAUAAUCACCCAGAUAAUUAAUGGCAGAACUAGGACAAAGGCAAGGUGGGGGCCUAUCUUGGAAAUAUCAGAACAUCACACUUUUAAUUCUUUUCGGGGGGGAAGGGCGUAUGCCUUCAACUUCAUGAGUAAUGGGUUUCCUUUGCCCUAUUGUCUUUAUAGUCACUAUUUAUUUUUCUUAACCACUAGUUGAAGGGAGAUUUGGGGGGAGUGCUGCUGAUGGGUUUGGGAGAGGCAGAA
This is a messenger RNA of Phascolarctos cinereus (koala), 3257 nucleotides long. RefSeq names its product guanosine monophosphate reductase (gene GMPR). Gene Ontology annotation, cellular component: GMP reductase complex. The record is from RefSeq and is a predicted model, not a curated record. Gene Ontology annotation, molecular function: GMP reductase activity. Gene Ontology annotation, biological process: nucleotide metabolic process. NCBI's taxonomy places the organism in Eukaryota, Metazoa, Chordata, Mammalia, Diprotodontia, Phascolarctidae.